Molecule: messenger RNA, 2473 nt
Organism: Bombus huntii
Lineage: Eukaryota; Metazoa; Arthropoda; Insecta; Hymenoptera; Apidae
Product: progestin and adipoQ receptor family member 4
Exons: 5
Coding region: 531-1412 (293 amino acids)
Cellular component (GO): membrane
Molecular function (GO): signaling receptor activity
Source: RefSeq, a predicted model, not a curated record
UUCCAAUAGACUUCUAUCGAAAACCCAUGUUCACAUGUUCUACCUUAGAAAUAAUCCUCACAGCCGAUUUUCCCCAUACGUUCAUGACGCGUGUAAUUUCUAAAACCGGCGUGGUUCUGCGAAUUAAGCAAGUCCCUCUGAACUGCAUUUCUGGGCUAAAUCCGUGACCAAGCCCGCGGAAACUGGUCGCGUGUAUUCGAGGGGUGCGUUCUCUUUGGCAAUGAAAAGGAUCGAUGCGGUCUCCGUGGUAACGGCACCGUCAGAGAGGUCGGAACUACGGAUGGUGGUGGACAGAGAGCAUCGAGUACGCAACUGAUGCAGUAACGACACCACCGACGUCCAAGACACUCGUUUCUAGAGGUUGAUCUGUGCCCCGCGCGCGGCUCCGUGCUUCUAACAUUCCUCACGAGCACUUCGUUUGCACGACGUUGCUUCGAGACGACGAGCAUCAUGCGGAGGCGGCAGAUCCUCCGCUCCAGGAUAUUAGCAACGCGAAAGUAUUUUAUCGCCAGGACAACGAUCAGAGAAGAAUGCACGAGGAGCCAUCGCAAGAAGAGAAACCGAAGGUUCGCCUUCUGCGACGAUGGAGCGACAUGCCUCAACACUUGCAAUUCAAUCCCCAUAUCCGCACUGGUUACAGACCGCUCAUGACCGUCGGACAGUGUCUUCGCAGUCUCUUUUAUAUACACAAUGAGACUGUUAAUAUCAUAACACAUGGAUUUGCCAUCCUAUACAUGUUAUUGACCAUUCCGCAACUUCUCCCAUGGAAUACCAAAGGUAUCCUCAUAGCAGUUUUAUCUUGGUGUCAUUUAAUCGGUGCCACUAGUCCGUGGAUCGGGUCUUUUAUUUACCACCUCUUUAUGAAUUUGAACUACGACGAGAUCUUCUACCGAACGCUAUUAAAAUUAGACAUGAUCGGUAUAUGGCUGUGUCAAAGCUUUGGGGCAAUACCUAUGAUGGCUGCAACAAUCCACUGUUUGCCUGAUAUUUAUUGGUACUUCUGUAUGUUCAUCUACUGCUUCUUUUGCAUUUGGGGUCUUCUUAAGGCGAUGAACGCGCGAUCUCCUUGGGAGAGAAGAUUAUGUUUCGCACCCCUUUUUCUCAUGAGAAUGCUGAUGAUGACUCUGCGAUACUUAGGUAUCGGCGGUGGUUCUCCAGACGCUUUACUUCACAUUGUACUACAGGAUCUUGUAGCGGUUGUGGGAGCAAUAAUAGGCGCCUUGCGUAUUCCUGAGAAAUGGAUACCAGGCAAACUGGAUCUAAUGUUGAAUUCUCAUAAUUUAAUGCACGUGCUGGUUGUCCUGGCGAUUUGUUCGAUGCACGCUGCGACUCUGCAAGAUCUUGCUUGGAUCUCCGACUCGUCCGCGUGUAAUAAAACGAUCCUCGAUCAGUUGAAACACGAUGAACUGUGAUCGAAUGGUGUGGGUGAAAAUCUUCUAAUGAAGUCUGUGAUAAAUCGAGCCUACGCCAACCGUCGGUUACUUUGUGUGUAGGUACACACUCUGUUUAAUCGACGGCCACUUUUUAAGUAAAGAAACCAAAGAAAGAAAUAAGUAUACGUACCAAAAUUUAAUACAUAUAAAAAAAAAGCCAAUAUAACGAGAAGAGAGCACGUGGAAUAGUUGAAGUACAAGUACGAGUACAAAAGUUAAUUUGUCAUAUCACAGAGAAUAAGAUAAAUGGUGAAAUAUUUAUUUUCAUCGUUAAUUCGAAUAUCAGGAGUAAUUCCAUUUUUUUCGAGUAAAAUAAUUCAACUCGAAUAAGCACAUCAAAAAUACGUUUAUUGUUGUGAUUAUAAGAAUUUAAAAUCCGCAAUAAUUUAUGUGUUCCCGGACAUUCGUUCCUUUAAUUAGACACACAUCGUUUCUCAAUGUCGAUACCACUCGUGUAAACGAAUAAAACUAUCCCAAAAUAUCGAUUGGAAUUUAUUUAAUUCCAUAGGGGUUUCAAUUAUUCAUACGUAAAUUCAUCGCCCAUAAAGAGGUAUCGGGAACGAAGAAUGCACAAUCCGUUCAUUUACAUUUGAAAUACAGGCAUAGAUUAACCUGCUAUCCACAGUCGAUAGAUCUUACAAUUAGAAAGUAAAUGGUAUAAAUUUAAUUAAUAUACGUAUAUCAAUCGUGUUUUCGUUUCUUUCACGUACUUUGAUUGCGUGUAUACGUUUAUGAUAAAGUUCUAUAUGAAAUUCGCAUAGAGCAGAGCCGCAAGAAUGUCUCGAAGAAUGAAAUAUUUUAUCUGAAGAGGAAAUUUAUCAAUAGAUAGUACGCGUGCUAAAUAAAUAUAUUUUUAGUAUACCAUAUCGCGUAUGAACGUGUCCUUGCGGAUCUGAUCGUUGGUAUAAAUUGCAUGCUGCAGUAGCUUAUAGUCUGAUCGAAAUUAAUUAUCGAUAUAUGUAUGUAUUGCGUUAAAAUUAUUUAUCUCCGACGUUAUUUUCAUUGAAAAUUUCAUAAUUAAUAAAUAAAUAAAAAAGUGA